Molecule: messenger RNA, 1527 nt
Organism: Corylus avellana
Lineage: Eukaryota; Viridiplantae; Streptophyta; Magnoliopsida; Fagales; Betulaceae
Product: receptor-like protein EIX2
Molecular function (GO): protein binding
Source: RefSeq, a predicted model, not a curated record
AUGAACGGAACGAUUCCAGAAAGCAUCGGGAUACUGGCAAUGCUUGUUUCACUGGACCUUCGUUGGAAUUCUUGGGAAGGUGUCCUAACUGAAGCUCAUUUUCAAAACCUCACCCGAUUAAAAUCUCUUUGGUUGUCUACGAAAGUUUCUGCAAAUUCGACGUUGGUUUUAAAAGUCAAACAGGACUGGGUUCCUCCUUUUAAGCUGAUAGACCUUCAAUUAACUAACGUGCGGAUCGGCCCAACCUUUCCAACUUGGCUUAAAACCCAAAAUGAACUCAAUGUUCUUUGGCUCGAGAAUGCUGGCAUUUCUGACACCAUUCCACAUGGCCUUUGGAAGUCUUACCCAAAUGUUACUGAUUGGAAUCUAUCUCAUAACAAACUACGCGGGCAGGUACCGUACUUUAAAUUUCAACCUUUGGUUGCUCGUGUUGAUUUGAGGUCCAACAAGUUAGAGGGUGAGUUAUUGCCCAACUUGCGUUGGUUGGACCUCUCGUCAAAUUCAAUUACUGGCAGAAUUCCCCAUUCUAUUGGAAUGCUAAAGGAAUUAGGCUUUCUUAUUUUGAGAAAUAAUUUCUUGUCUGGGAAACUCCCACCUCUUUGGAAGGAUUUACAGCAGUUAAGGAUAUUGGACUUAGCAAAGAACAAUAUAUCUGGCAAUGUUCCAAGUUCAAUGCGAUAUUUGAGAUCAUUGGAGGCAUUAUCAUUGAGCCAAAAUCAUCUUGAUGGAGAGUUUCAUUCUUUCUUUAGAAACUAUAAAAACUUGCAAAGCCUUGAUCUUGGAAGGAACAAAUUCUCUGGAAAACUUCCAACAUGGUUAGGAGAAAGUCUACCAUCUUUAUUGAGGUUGAGACUAAGGUUCAACUUGUUUCAGGGGGAUAUACCUCAACAAUUAUGUCCUCUUUCAAAUCUCCAAAUCCUAGACCUUGCACACAAUGAUUUUUCAGGAGUAAUCCCUCAAUGUUUAGGAAGCUUGUGUAGUAAUGAGAAGGAACAUUAUUUUUUAGAGUAUGAUUACCAAAUCUUUUUGGUUACCAAAGGAAUAGAAUAUGGAUAUGGUCAAACUUUUUUUGGUCUUGUAUAUUCUAUAGACCUUUCGAGUAACAAUUUAUCAGGAGAAAUACCUGAUAAUAUAACAAACAUCUUAGAAUUGGUCAUCAUGAAUUUUUCAAUGAAUCAUCUCACUGGAAGAAUUCCUAAAAAAAUUGGGAAUUUACACAUGUUAGAAACACUUGAUCUCUCAAUGAAUGAGCUUUGUGGUGCUAUCCCUGAAAGCUUGUCGUCUUUGACAUUCUUAAGUCACUUGAAGUUGUCAUCCAACAACUGGCCUGGGAAAAUUCCAAGUGGGAAUCAACUUCAAACACUUAAUGACUCUUCUAUCUACGAAGGUAACUCUUUACUCUGUGGGCCUCCUCUUUCAACCAAGUGUUCAAAAGAUGAAACUAAACUUAGAGUAACACCAAAUGGUACGGUGGUAACAAAAAUGGAAGGGGAGUUGAGUCAUUCUCGUUCUGGAUUAGCAUGGUAG